UCCGAAUCGUCGAUGUGUUCUUUAAUUUUUUUUAAUAAAGGAACCUAAACGAUCUCACCAACAUGUGCGACUGUGCUGAAGAACAAGAGAGACAAGAAAGAGAGCUUCGACAACGCCAAAGAAUACCAGUAGUUGACUCAUCACAGUCGAGUUGGUGGGUUUUACAGUGGUGGAGUGGUUCCGGUUCAGGACACGGCGAUGAUUCCACGGUCAAGGUGUGGUUUCCUAUUCUCGGCAGUACAGCAGCACUCAUGGGCUUGAUGGCUUUACUGUAUAAGCAUUUUAAUAAAUUAAAAGCUUUGGUGUGGAAAACUAAACCAAUUUGCGAUACUAAGGUUAAACGCAAAUCUUCGCCAGAAAAAAUCAAAAUAUGUGUUUGUAAGGAUUAAUCUUGUUGUCAACGAGAAUUGCAAAAAAUAUCAACGACUUAUAAAAAUAAAUAAUG
Vanessa atalanta (red admiral) is the source of this 445-nucleotide messenger RNA. RefSeq lists its product as uncharacterized. The coding region runs from base 63 to 389 and encodes 108 amino acids. The transcript has 3 exons. The record is from RefSeq and is a predicted model, not a curated record. NCBI's taxonomy places the organism in Eukaryota, Metazoa, Arthropoda, Insecta, Lepidoptera, Nymphalidae.